This is a messenger RNA of Salvelinus fontinalis (brook trout), 3913 nucleotides long. RefSeq names its product KN motif and ankyrin repeat domain-containing protein 2-like. Gene Ontology annotation, molecular function: protein binding. Bases 459 to 3476 code for a protein of 1005 amino acids. Gene Ontology annotation, cellular component: cytoskeleton; cytoplasm. Lineage: Eukaryota; Metazoa; Chordata; Actinopteri; Salmoniformes; Salmonidae. Gene Ontology annotation, biological process: negative regulation of actin filament polymerization. The transcript has 13 exons. The record is from RefSeq and is a predicted model, not a curated record.
GUCUAUCAUUGAUUCAGCCCUUUUGAAGAGUGAGAAAACGUAAGGGUGGCAUGUUUUCCUAAGUGUAUUAACUUAUCCCGGGAAUGCCAUCAGAAGUUAGAUUGAACGUUGAAAGAAAGCCAUAGAACGUCUGAAAGAACCGGGCGUAAUUAAUUCACCCCCCCCCACCACCGCGAUCACGCAUAAAUACACAGGCACGUUGUAUUCCUUCUGUGCGCUCUCUUCCUCUCACCUCAUCCCUUCGCUUGUGGACUUCAAUGCACAACACAUCAGCUGUAUGUGACCAGUGGAGCUAAGGAGUGGUGACCCAGAACUGGAUUGACAGCCAGGAGGACCAACCCAAAGUGAACUCCCUGGCCCAGUGUCAAGACACCUUUAUGAUUCUUCCACAGACUGUAUGACCGAGGUUGUGAGUAGACUCUCUGGGGGCUUCUGCUGAAAGGUCUCAGUCCACAACCAUGACACAGUCUGUGCAGGUCAACCCCAAGUUGCCUGAUCUGGGCGCACCGUUUCUAUUCUCCAGUCAGGAAGAGGCGGAUCAACAGGGCUCUUAUUCGGUCCAAACUCCAUAUGGCUUCCAGCUGGACCUGGACUUCCUCAAGUAUGUGGAGGAGAUAGAAAGCGGCCACCACGUCCGCCGGGCACCCGUCAACUCUCGCAGGUCAUCCCGGGGGGUCAAAGCCUCCCAGCGGAGCCCGAAUGUGGGGGGAAGAGCCAGCGGCUGGACCUCAACAGAGUCCCUCUCCUCACCCGCCAGCGAAGAUGGUCGUGCGCCCCCUCCUCCACCACCACGGAAUCGCAUCGGCUCUGCUCCCAGUGAGGGGCAACCCCUGUCCCCGCUAUCUGUCCUUAGCCUCCCCCUCUCUGCUGGCGCCAAAGUGCCACCACCACCUCCGCUACGUAACCCCAGGGUAGAGAGGACCCUCCUGGAGACCAGCCUGCGACUGCAGCAGGAGCAGAGCCACCAGCACCAAAAUGGCACCUGUUUCCAGCUCUCUGACCCACCAAAGCAAAGCCCCAGGGCUGUGACGACUCAUGUUACCCCAGCUAGUGCAGCAUCCACAGUAGAUGACCAGCCCUUGCACCUCUUCUCUGCCACCCCCAGCCCAUCUCAGAGUAGCCUGACCAGACCCAGUCCCCACUCCUCCGGUAGGAGCACCCCGGCUUCUAGCACCGGAAUGGCUACUUUGCCUCCUAGCCAAUUGCAGACUGUGAGAGAGCAGAUGGCCACUGCCCUGAGGCAACUGAAGGAGAUGGAGGAGAGAGUGAAGGGCGUCCCAGUGCUGGAGAGAGAGGUGGCCAAGCUACGGGCUGAGAAAGAUAUGCUCCUACUGGCACUGCAGGAGAAGAAGAACUUGGCGGCCCAACAACAGGCUACAACAGUAGUGAGCAGUACUACCACCACAACGGUGGACGCAGGCACACAGAGUCAGGAACGUCCUCCGUUUUCCCCCAAGAGUCCCAGAAGUCCCAAGAGUCCAAGCAAAAUAGGGGACCUCAGAAAGCUGACUGAGAAGUUCGAAGGCAAGACAGGGAAAGAUGGAGCACAUUCUGAGAAGGUUGUGGAGAAGAGGUCUGUGGCCGUCGGGGAUGACAUGUUGCUGGACGCCGGAGUCUUCUACUACAGCCAAGGUUCCAAGGAUGCCUCAGAGGGCACGCCUCAGGUGGAUGUCUGCGAGAAAGGUGUGGCCACGGAGGCACCAGCCUUCCGUGAGGAGUGGGUGCAGGCUGGGGUGGAGACAGAGGAGGCCUCGGUUUGGGUGAUGGAAUCCCAGCUGGGGCUGAGCAGUGAGGCCCAGAGGGAGAUUGACACCCUACAGGACACCAUCAAGUUCCAGCAGGAGUCCAUCUUGGCUCUGGAGGGGCGACUCGGCCAGGCUGACGAGGACCUGGCGGUGCUCAAAGCCCAGGAGGAUGAGAGGAAAUCCAAAGCAACGUCCGAGAAGGCGGUCCUUGCCAAACCAGACUCAGCCCAUGCCCAAGUGGGGACCGAAGCUUCUACAACAUCCACGCCAGCUUCACAGCAUGUCGCAGUCUCCUGUUGUCCUGAGGUGGUUGACGCUUGUGUAGGUGAAGAUUUGAGAGCCGUACAUUACGACCAGAGCACUCAGACUGACUCUGUGGAGAGCCCUGCAGAAGAGGAACUAACCCCAGUAGCACUGGUCAGCACUGGAAGUCAAUGGGAGAAUCUGUACGAGGAUGAGAAUAUAGAGCAGAAAGCUCCAGUCACUGCGCUGAAGAAGAGACAGAUGACCAUUGCGGAGUACAAGGUCACCCCUGGCGAGGAGACGGUCAGUUUAGCCGAAGGAAAGGGAGGGAAAGAGGAGGAAACGGCGCCCAGGACACCCACAACUCCAACAAUGGUUGAAAGUAUGCUGAAGUCCAUCAUGAAGAAGAAGGAUGGGAGUAGUUCCGGUGACUCACGUAGCAGCGGCAAGAAGAGCUUGCAGUUUGUUGGCAUUCUCAACGGGGGAUAUGAGUCGACAUCUAGUGAAGAGGAGGAAGAGGGGAGUUCCUCGGGCGACAGUGAAGUGGAUGAUUGCUCGGACAGUAGUGAUGGCGAAGAUGGAGAGGCAGCUCUGGAGGAGACCUCCGAUGAAGAGAGGAACAUUAAUAUGGAUGACACCGAUAGUGAUGAUAUGGCCUUAGCAGCAGGGACUGAAGCCACUGAGGACAGUCCAGAUGCAGUGAAAGAGAAAUUUGAGCUGAGUGCAAAAAUGCAUGAGGCUUCUCUCAUUCUGAAGAACCACCUGAAUGAUGUCAAACCACUGAAGAGUAAAGAAGUGCUCUCCAGCACUCAUACUGUGCAGCUGGAAUGGUUCCGCAUCUCUAGUGCAAAGAUGGCCCAGGCGCCCCGUGUCUCAGACUACCUGAUGGCCUUCACUGAGGUCUCCUCUGCCCUGCUGGCCCACGUCAUCAACAUGACUGAUGGCAAUGGUAACACGGCCUUGCACUACAGCGUCUCCCACUCCAAUUUCACAGUGGUGGGGCUACUACUGGACACAGGCAUGUGUUGUGUAGAUAAGCAGAACAAGGCAGGGUACACUGCUAUUAUGCUGGCGGCCCUCUCAUCUGUGAAAGAGGAGGAUGACAUGGUGGUGGUCAGGAAGCUCUUCAGUCAGGGCAACGUCAACGCCAAGGCCAGCCAGGCUGGCCAGACAGCGCUGAUGUUAGCCGUUAGCCAUGGACGGCAGGAGAUGGUGCGGGCGCUGCUGGACUGCGGGGCUGAAGUGAACGUGAAGGAUGACGAGGGCUCCACGGCGCUCAUGUGCGCCAGCGAGCAUGGCCGCGCCGAGAUUGUCUCGCUGCUCCUGGAUCAGCCGGGCUGUGACAUCUCCAUCGUGGACAAUGACGGCAGUAAUGCGCUUUCCAUCGCCCUGGAGGCCUCUCACAAUGACACAGCUGUGCUGCUCUACGCCCACAUGAACUACACCAAAGCCCAGGCAGCUGGGACAAACAAGUCGAAGCCCCACUAGUCCUCAAAAGACAUGGUCUGCUGCGGAGUGAUUGGCCACCAAGAUGGAAAAACAAACAUAACUGGACAUAAGCGUUGAAAAAGCUCCACUGGAAUACUGCCGCUGUCUAUAUAUGUAUUUAUAUCAUGGCAUACGUUAUUCAUUUGUAUUGUUAAUAUAAGAUUGUUAUUUUUCCAUACAUUUCAUUACUAUAUACGAUACUAAUCUGCAUUUGCAACAUUUCUAAUUCAAGGUCUGAGGCAUUUAGUUUUCUAUGAUACAGUAAAGCGGACCUCACAUUUAUUUGCACUCAUUUACUGUGUUGAGGUUUAGUUCCCCUCACUCUUUAACUACCUUCUCAAUCUUCAUGCCAACGUCUUUCAACUCUGCACUAACUGUCUAUGCCUUGUAUAUUCAUGUAUUGAUUUUCAUGUAAAAAAAUAAACAUAUUUACAUAA